Molecule: messenger RNA, 1374 nt
Organism: Colletotrichum abscissum
Lineage: Eukaryota; Fungi; Ascomycota; Sordariomycetes; Glomerellales; Glomerellaceae
Exons: 1
Coding region: 1-1374 (457 amino acids)
Biological process (GO): mitochondrial translational initiation
Cellular component (GO): mitochondrial small ribosomal subunit
Molecular function (GO): structural constituent of ribosome
Source: RefSeq, a predicted model, not a curated record
AUGUCUGCCCGAAUGUCGCCCGGAGGGGCGCUGCUGAGAUCAUCUCGGAUGUUCUCUGUGCCCAAGCCGCUCCCUCAACCCGGAGGUCAAGCAGCCGCCAUCGCUCGAUACGCAUCCCCGACGGCGACCGCGCCUUAUCCCACGCACCAAUCCAUCACCACUACCGAAUCCUCGAGGGCCCUUGGUGACUGGGGCUUCAAGCGCUCCCUGCCUCUUCGAUCCACGACCAAGUCAUCGACCCCCGUUGUCCGCAUCAAGGACAUUGACUGCUUCGAAAACGUCACCGAUUACACCUCCGCCGCGGACCACACCUUGUCUCUUCAGAAGUUCCACGAGCUCAACCUGCCCGUCACACUACCUGGCACCAACCGGUCGCGUCUCGGUGGUAUCCACAUUGGAGCGAAAUCUGUAUUCGAAGACGAUGGUGACUUCACUACUGUCAAGCGUAACGGCGAAAACGAGGAGAAGAGGUGGAAGUUCCAGGGCCCCUGGUUGGCUGGCCUCACUGAGGGCGAAUUCAACGCAUACCUGCGCAAGGCUGUCCGCAACAAGCGAGCAUCAUUCCGCAACUUCCUGCGGAAGCGUAUUGCAUCCGAUGAAACGAGCAAGCAGCGUCAGAAAUCCCUGGAGGCUGGAGAGAAUGCUCCCGCAGCUCUUCGCGCAGGCGACGUAACGGAAGAGCAACUCACAGAGUACAUUCGCAAGUUGCGCAACGACCGCAUCACCUUGUACUCACUUGUCGGCGAAUUCUUGGACCUUGCUCCCCUGAACCCGCCCAGCUCGUUGACCGACUUCAGCAAGUCGACGGAGAAGACCAAGCGCCCCAGCUUGUACGCUGAGCAUGGCCCGCCCGCUUCUCACCCCUCUGGCGGUAUCUCAUACCUCCGCACAUCCAACUUCGCCGAGAACCACCCAGUAUACGGCCCCCAGGCGCAACAUACCCCCGUCCUGGCUCGUAUCGUCGCCCCGAGAUCAGGAGCCAACAGCGCCAAGCUGGGCGUCGGCGGUUUCAUCACGGAUGUUCCCCAGGGCGAUACAGCUUUCAACCACAGAGCCUUCGUUGGACGCAACAACAAGGUGGCUGGUGUUGUCACUUUCGACCCCGAUAUCAAGGGAGGCGCCAAGGCCUACGUUUCGCCUACGUCGGCUCGCAUUGACUCAGACGGUUGUGUCCAAAUCACCGUUGGCGAGGCUAAUGAAGAGGCCCAGCUCAUUCUGAAGGAGUUGGUUGGAAAGGCCAAGAUCUACAACGACAAGACCGAGGUAGAAGCACCCGCACCGGCCCGCAGAUUCAUCCGAAAUGUGCACACCAACAACCAAAGACCGGGAACCAGCGCGGUGGGCAGCUCGAAGAGCUACGGUCUUGACUCUUGA